Molecule: messenger RNA, 535 nt
Organism: Loa loa (African eye worm)
Lineage: Eukaryota; Metazoa; Nematoda; Chromadorea; Rhabditida; Onchocercidae
Exons: 3
Coding region: 26-436 (136 amino acids)
Cellular component (GO): cell surface
Source: RefSeq, a predicted model, not a curated record
AAUUUCAGGUAUUCAAUAAUUAAUAAUGCUUCAUUCUCAACUUUUAUUACUACUAACCAUUUCAUCCAUUGCAUACGGUUUAAUUGGGCGAAUGAAAAAUGUCACAGUAAUAGGUGAAUUAAAUUGUGGUCGAAAUUACUAUUCUAACGUGAAAGUUGAACUUUGGGAAGCAGACACCGUGGGUCCGGAUGACAAAUUGAAUACAACAUAUACGAACAGCUCUGGCCAAUUCAAGGUAUUUGGCCAAGCAAGAGAAAUACGAAAUAUUGAGCCUUAUUUAAAAGUAUAUCACUUCUGCCAGAACGGAGUUCAUGACGUGAGAUGCGAAAUAACUGAUCGUUUUGAUGUACCGAAACAAUAUCAAGGCAAAUUAUACAAUCUAGGCCUAAUCGAUUUAUCCAUUGCUACCAAGAAGCGAAAAAAGAAGUGCCACUGAUAAAAAAUUUGGAAACAAUUAUUUUUUCAAGCAAGUAAAGAAAUGAAAAGCAUUAAAUUCUAUUGUUAGCAAAGGUCAAAUCUAUGUGAAAGAUUAAAU